UCUCGUAAAUUUAUUCCGGUAUCCAUUGCCGUAUUGACAAUCUCAGAUUCCCGUACCGAAGAAAACGACAAAUCCGGGGCACUGCUGAUUAAGCGAGUUCGGAACGCGGGGCACCAAUGUGUGGAUAAGCAGAUUGUUGUCGAUGAUAUUCAUCAGGUCAGGGCUCAGGUUUGCCAGUGGAUCGUUACCCCAAAGAUUCAGGUGAUUCUGACAACCGGAGGUACCGGUGUAACAGGGCGAGACGGAACGCCGGAGGCGAUUCGUCCUUUGCUGGACAAAGAAAUCAGCGGAUUUGGCGAGAUGUUUCGGGUGUUAUCCUAUGAAAAGAUUGCGACGUCGACAUUGCAGUCAAGAGCAUUUGCAGGAGUGGCGAACGCCACCUAUAUAUUCUGUCUGCCGGGGUCGGCAGGCGCAUGUGCAGAUGCAUGGGAUAUGUUGAUCGAACACCAGUUGGAUUAUCGAAGUCGCCCCUGCAAUCUGGUCGAACUAAUGCCCAGACUGCAGGAACACCUGGUAAAGAAAUAA
Geodia barretti is the source of this 525-nucleotide messenger RNA. The record is from the annotation of a GenBank genome assembly. NCBI's taxonomy places the organism in Eukaryota, Metazoa, Porifera, Demospongiae, Tetractinellida, Geodiidae.